This is a messenger RNA of Phaedon cochleariae (mustard beetle), 1465 nucleotides long. NCBI's taxonomy places the organism in Eukaryota, Metazoa, Arthropoda, Insecta, Coleoptera, Chrysomelidae. The record is from the annotation of a GenBank genome assembly.
UUCGUAUUUAUGUUCUUUUUGGUUUUUCAGGUGUGGGGGCUUGACCAUGUCCCACCACAGCGACGACAAUAUGCUGAUAGCCACCAGCGACUCCUUCUGGGAGCCAGGCAACUACAAGAAAACCACCAAACGAAUAGAAGACGGCUACAAGCUGUGCCAGGAACUGAUAACCCUAGUAUCAGAACGUGCUGAGAUAGAAAAGACGUACGCGAAGGCCAUGAAAGCGUGGUCGAAGAAGUGGAACGACUCCAUUGAAAAAGGGCCUGAAUACGGAACUACUGAGGCUGCGUGGAAAGGGGUUUUGGUGGAGGCUGAUCGAAGGUGCGAUUUGCAUUCUAGGAUCAGGGAUACGUUGACCAACGACGUGUUGAAUAAGAUCAAGCAGUGGCAGAAGGAUACCUACCAUAAGUCGAUGAUGCAUAUCAAGGAAAAGAAAGAUAUGGACGAUGCAUUUAAGAAAGCGCAAAAACCUUGGGCCAAACUCCUGCAGAAAGUAGAAAAAGCGAAAACCGACUACCACACCGCCUGCAAAACGGAAAAAUCUGCGGCCAAUCAAGAAAGGAAUGCAGCUGGAGAUAGUUCAUUUUCUGCCGAUCAGGUGAGGAAGAUGCAAGACAGGGUGCAAAAGUCGAAGGAAGAGGUGCAGAAGUGCCGAGAAAAAUACGAGGUUUCCCUGCAAGAAAUCAACCAGUACAAUCCCAAAUACAUGGAGGACAUGACAGUGGUGUUCGACAAGUGCCAAGAAAUGGAGGCUCAAAGGCUGAACUUUAUCAAAUCUACCUUAUUCGAAAUCCACAAAUACCUCAAUAUAUCACAGGACCCCACGUUAAACCAAAUAUACGACGAACUGUACCAUACGAUAAACAAUGCGGACUACGAAAAAGACCUUAAGUGGUGGUCAAAUAACCAUGGAGUCAAUAUGGCGAUGAAUUGGCCGCAGUUUGAGGAUUAUACCGAAGAGUUCCGCGACAUCCACAAGGGCAAAUCCAAAGAUUCAUCGCCGUCCGGCAUCACGCUCAUCCAUCAGAGGCCAGUCGGAGAAGACUUGCAUGAGUAUUCAGCAACUCAAAAGUCCGUCAAAAAACAGGCGGCAGCAAAACCAAACGCCGCCACGGUGCCUAGUAAAGAUGUAGUCAAACCAGUCACAGUAGAAAAAAGCGAAAGUCCAUCGAACAGGGUAUCAACUUUGACGAACGGAUCAACGAAUAACAAAACGAAUGAUUCCAAUCCCUUUGACGAAGAAGAUUGGGAAGAAAACGACGCCUUGGUUGACAAUGGUGAACCCGGCGUACCAGUCAAGGCACUCUAUGAUUACGAAGGUGCCGAGAAUGACGAACUGAGUUUCAAAACAGGUGAAAUAUUCGACAAACUGGAAGACGAGGACGAACAGGGUUGGUGCAAGGGUAGGAAAGACGGUCGGGUAGGUCUCUACCCCGCCAAUUAUGUUGAAGCGGUCCAACAAUAG